GCUAAGCGGUAAAAGUAAAAUUAAUAAUUGCCAAAUAAAUCAAAACAUUACAUUUUCUUUUAUAUUUUUGAUUAUAUUGGUGUGUUGGUGGCUUGGAGAAGAGGAGGGAAACGGAUAAAUGGAUAAAUUUUUGAAAUCAGGUAAUAUCAAGGAAGUUGACGAGUCCGUGGAGCACAGUGGCAAGCGUAAGGGAAGGCAAAAGUCCGACAUUUGGAAUUUUUUUACAAGGCUGCCAGGGGGAACCUCUGCAAACUGCAAAACUUGUGGUUUGGAUUAUAGAACAGGUGGAAACACAACAAUCUUGUUUAAUCAUCUAUUGCGGGCUCAUACGACUUUGUCCCAUGAGUCGAAGCCUGUGGCGACCAUAAAAACUUUCUUCAGUUCAAACAAUUAUUAUGAAAACAAUUCCGCGCAUAAAAAGGAGCUUGACAAAGCAUUAACCCGCAUGAUUGCCAUCGAUAUGCAACCCUUUCGCAUUGUUGAAGAUCGUGGAUUUCGUGAUUUCGUUUAUUACCUUAAUCCAAGGUAUAUAUUGCCCAGUAGGACAACUUUGAGAAACGUGCAUCUACAAAAUAUGUACAACGAAAUGAAAGAAAAACUUGUUCUGAUUCUCAAUAACGUAGAAUACUGUGCCGUGACAACGGAUAGUUGGACAUCGCGGGCGAAUGAAUUUUAUGUCACAGUUACUUGCCAUUUCAUAGACAAGAACUUUGUAUUAAGAGAAGCUGUUUUAUCAACUUGUAGUUCAUACGGAAAUCCGACUCCCGACAUCGAAGAGCCACCAACACAUCCUGAUUAUCCAAGCACUAAAACAUCGCAAAUUUAUGCAUUUGUGCAGGACAAAAUAGCACAAAAACAAUCAAGAACCCCGCAAGCAGAUGGUAUAAUAUUAGUGAGACAAUACUUAGAAAAACCUCACGAGUUGCAGGGCACACCACCAUUGGAAUACUGGAAGACACAUGUGCAUGAAAUGCAACACUUUCAAAAUUGCAUCUUUAAGUAUUUGUGCAUUCCAGCAUGCUCCACUGCGUCUGAACGCAUGUUCAGUAAGGCGGGAUGCAUCCUCUCUGACAGACGCGCCGCUUUAAAACCGUUUAUUGUAAACCAGUUGCUGUUUACAAACAAAAACCAAUGGCUAAAUGAAUAAAAUUGAUCUUAUUAAAAAUAAAA
Scaptodrosophila lebanonensis is the source of this 1170-nucleotide messenger RNA. RefSeq lists its product as uncharacterized. Gene Ontology annotation, molecular function: DNA binding; protein dimerization activity. The record is from RefSeq and is a predicted model, not a curated record. The transcript has 3 exons. NCBI's taxonomy places the organism in Eukaryota, Metazoa, Arthropoda, Insecta, Diptera, Drosophilidae. The coding region runs from base 119 to 1147 and encodes 342 amino acids.